This is a messenger RNA of Diorhabda sublineata, 4198 nucleotides long. RefSeq names its product acetylcholinesterase-like. Gene Ontology annotation, cellular component: plasma membrane. The coding region runs from base 454 to 2526 and encodes 690 amino acids. The record is from RefSeq and is a predicted model, not a curated record. Gene Ontology annotation, molecular function: acetylcholinesterase activity. The transcript has 7 exons. Lineage: Eukaryota; Metazoa; Arthropoda; Insecta; Coleoptera; Chrysomelidae. Gene Ontology annotation, biological process: acetylcholine catabolic process; choline metabolic process.
UAACCGAUUUUUAUAAUCCGACUGUACUAUAAGAACGUCAAAUCGCCGAUGCCGUGCCCGAUGACUACCGAUUACGACGAAGACGCCGGGAACGUCAGUGCAGUGCCAGUAUCUGUGGUGCAACAGUGUAGAGGCUAUCCUAUUGACUGCUCUUUUUAACCAAAUCUUUUGCUACUAUGUUAAAAUAAACUUGAUUGUGUCUUCUCGACGCGUUUUUUGAUAAAUUCGUUGUGCUAGUGGUGGUUAAUGGUCUUAUGCAGUUUCUACUUAACGUGAAAAAAUUCCACCUGAAAUCUUUUGCAGAGAAUCCGUUGUUCCAGAAUGCUCUAAAACGAAAUGUGGUAACCCAUAUCAUUACGUGUUCAAGAUUAAACACAACUGUGGAAGAAGAAAUGCCGCCAUCGAAUUUACAUUGCUGACAGUUAUUUAGUUUCGUUAAAAUAAUAAACGAUAAUGCUUCCUUGGACAAUUUGUAUAUUGACAAGUCUUCUUGUCCCGUCAUGUCAACCGACGCCUCAUCGAGGUCGACAUCAUCCCUCGGAACCACACGCCGAAGCUUUUCAUAUAUCACGUGACACAUUCGAUCCGCACCGAGACUCCGAAGAGUUUAGAAGGGACGGUACCGACGAAAAAAGGGAUUUUACUAGAAGGGAUUCAACGGAAGACGAUCCUUUAGUGAUAGAAACUAAAAAAGGAAAAAUUAGAGGAAUGACAGUUACUUCGGCUACUGGUAAAAAGGUGGACGCUUGGUUGGGAAUACCGUACGCUCAAAAACCGUUAGGGAAUUUGAGAUUCCGCCAUCCGCGACCUAUAGAAAAAUGGGAAGGCGUUCUAAAUACGACCGAACAACCGAAUUCCUGCGUACAAAUAAUCGAUACGGUGUUCGGCAAUUUCGCCGGUGCCACGAUGUGGAACCCCAACACGCCAAUAAGCGAGGACUGUCUAUAUAUAAACGUGGUGGUACCUAAGCCGAGACCGACGAACGCGGCCGUAAUGGUAUGGGUAUUCGGCGGCGGUUUUUAUUCCGGUACCAACACUUUGGACGUGUACGACCACAACAUUUUGGUGUCCGAAGAGAACGUGAUAUUAUGUUCGAUGCAAUACCGCUUGGCCUCGUUGGGUUUCUUGUAUUUCGGCACGUCGGACGUGCCCGGCAACGCCGGUAUGUUCGAUCAAAUGAUGGCCCUGCAAUGGAUCAAGGACAACAUCGCGACUUUCGGCGGCAAUCCCAACAACAUAACCUUAUUCGGCGAAUCCGCCGGAGCGGUGUCGGUGUCGUUGCAUCUCCUUUCGCCGCUCUCGAGGAAUUUAUUUUCGCAGGCCAUAAUGCAAAGCGGCAGCCCCACGGCGCCCUGGGCGAUAAUAUCGAGGGAGGAGAGCGUCUUGAGGGGGAUCAGAUUGGCGGAGGCGGUCGGUUGUCCCCACGAUCGCGACGAUUUGAAUUCCGUAAUCGAUUGCCUGAAGAAGAAGGACCCCGUCGAGCUGGUGAACAACGAAUGGGGUACGUUGGGGAUAUGCGAAUUCCCUUUCGUUCCAGUUAUAGACGGGGCGUUUUUGGACGAACACCCCGUCCGCGCGUUGGCCAACAAGAAUUUCAAGAAAACGAAUAUCCUGUUGGGUUCCAACACCGAGGAAGGCAAUUACUUCAUCAUAUAUUAUUUGACCGAAUUGUUCAGGAACGAGGAGAACGUUUACGUUAAUAGACAGGAAUUUUUGCGUGCCGUUACCGAACUAAAUCCUUACGUGAACGCCGUCGCGAGACAGGCGAUCAUAUUCGAAUACACCGAUUGGUUGAACCCCGAAGAUUCAGUCAGCAACCGAAACGCUUUGGACAAAAUGGUCGGCGAUUACCAGUUUACGUGUAACGUUAACGAAUUGGCGCAUAGAUACGCGGAAACUGGUAAUAAUGUGUAUAUGUACUAUUACAAGCAUAGGAGUGUCGCUAAUCCUUGGCCCUCGUGGACAGGUGUUAUGCACGCCGAUGAAAUAAACUACGUUUUUGGAGAACCCCUGAAUCCAACUAGAAGUUAUACUGCUCAAGAAGUAGAUCUCAGUAAAAGAAUUAUGCGUUAUUGGGCUAAUUUUGCAAAAACAGGUAAUCCUAGUUUGAGUCCGAACGGUGCGUGGACGCCGACUUUUUGGCCUCUACACACGACUUACGGUAGAGAAUAUUUGACUUUAGACGUGAAUUCGACUGCGACCGGUAGGGGGCCCAGGCUAAAGCAGUGUGCCUUUUGGAAAAAAUACCUUCCUCAGCUGCAGCAGAUGACGGGUAAGUUUAUAAACGAAACGAAACGGAUUUCUGCGCAGUACGAUUUCUACACGGGUUUUUAUACGCAUAAUCAAACUGAUAAUAUUAAUAAUAACACCAUAACUAAAAAUUCCGUCGAUGAAAAUUACGUCGUUAUAACUGAAAAUGUAAUUUCAAGUCGCAAUAACACGGAGAAAACGAAUUUGUUAAAAUCCGAUGACGUAAAUCCGAAUAAUUCAUCGUUAAAUAAUAAUUCGUACGUUGUUGCCAAAUAGGGUAUCAAAGAAAUCCCAAUUCCCAAUUGUGAAUUAAAAUUUUUAUUAUCCCGAAACGUUGAAGGUUUUUUUUUUUGUCGAAGUUCGAUGAUUUUAAUACCGAAUUACACUUUUCUCAGUGUAUUUCACUGUCUAUAUAUUUGGUCGGUUCUUUUUUUAAAGCAGUGUUGCCAGUUCAAUCAGAUUUCCUUUAAUACGAAUAUCUCGGAACAAAACUGAAAAUUAAAGGUUUUUUUUAUUGAUUUUAGAAGAAAAUCGUGUAAUAAUAUCGUUUUUAUUCAAAUACAGGUACGAUUUCCCCUUAAAAUCUACAAAAAAAAUAUAAUUCCCAUUUUUGUUCAGAGAUAUUCACAUUUAAGGAAAUCCGAUUGAACUGGCAACGUUGCAAAGAUGCGGUAAGAACGAUUUACUUCCGGAGAUACCGGAAGCGGCCAUUAUGUCAGGGAGACAAACAGAUAUCGAACCGUGAAUAAAUUUGUUCAAUAGAACGCAUCACUAUCUAUCUGUGUGUGAAAAGUCGUGAUUGACGCAUGCGCAAUAGAGUUUCUGUGAAAAAACUAUACAAAAACCCAACCUAACCUUACAAAAAUUACUAAAUUUUCAUUUUAUCCAUUGAUUUUUCGGGAAAAUAAUGCAUACGCAUACUUUUUUCACGGAAACUCUUCUGCGCAUGCGUCAAUCAUCAUGAUUUUUCAUACACAGAUAGGUCCUGAUGAGUUCUAUCGAACAAAGUCAUCCAUGGUUCGAUAUCUGUUGGCCUUCCUGAGAUAAUGGUCACUUCCGGUAUCUCCGGAAGUAAAUGUUUCCGCAUAAAAUAAAUCUUAAUACAAACAAUUUUGUCGAAUUUGAAGGAUUUCACGGCGAAAUUAUAUAUUUUGUAAAUUUUCGCAAAAAAUAUUAUUUUUUUCAAAUUAUAUACUUGCACUCCACUGUUUUAAAAUGAAUUUUCUAUUAAAAAAGAUUUUUCACAGCCAGUUGUAGUUGCAAGAAAUUCUUCGUAUAAGUCCGGCAACACUGGUAAAUUAUAUCAAAUUUAUAAUAGACAAACAAAACAUUCGAUAUAUGAUUUGUAUCAUGUGACUAGUGAUGUACACGAAACAAAACGAACUCGAUUGAAUCGGAAUCAGAGCCACGAACAAAGCUAUUCGUUCGACAGCAAACUGCAUGUACAGUGUGUUUCUGAAUUCGUGCGACAAAAUUCAGUACGUGAUUUCUCGUAUGAAAUGAAAAUGAGUUUUUCCUAUAACAAAAUUUCCUUAGCCCACCCCCUUCCCGAAAUAUCAUCCUUAAAAAAUUAGGUUAGAUUUCCUCAAAAAUUUUGAAUAUCCCUUUGUUCACGUAUUGCGGCAAAGUAGUCACUUCUGAUCUAUUUAUUAUUAUCCAUUAUUUAUCCAAACACCCUGUAUAUCAAUUUUAUCAACUUUUCUUUUAUAAUUUUAUAUAUUUUUUAAUCAUGUAUUGAAAUUUUUUAUUGUUUGUUUUUGUUUGAAACAUGAAAGGGGAUUUCGACCCCAUUUUGUUUAUUUACCAAUUUCGAAAUCUUCAAACUAGUGAGUCAAAAAACCCUGUCAUGUGAAUUUGAUGUUUAUUUUUUAUAUUUUAACAUUUAUUCUAUUUUUUUGUUUUUUUUGUCUCCCUCGUAUAUUGUUUCAAUAAAAUUCAUAAUUUACAA